Molecule: messenger RNA, 929 nt
Organism: Pelodiscus sinensis (Chinese soft-shelled turtle)
Lineage: Eukaryota; Metazoa; Chordata; Testudines; Trionychidae
Source: RefSeq, a predicted model, not a curated record
UUAGUUAACAUCCAUAGUCUUUAUAUAGUUGUCAGAGUUGGUAGUGAAAAAUAACUGUUCAUGGUGUUAACACUGAAAGAGGUGCCACCUAAUUCUUAGCUUCUUCAGAAAAAUGCAUAGAGGCAUAACCGUUAACGCUCUUCAUACAAAGAUCCGUGCCCAAUUGUUUUAAAUAAAUUAAUUAUUCUCCAUUUCUUCUGGUUAACUUCAGUAAUACAUACUUGAUGUUUUGAGUGUUUUGCACCAUAGAUAAUCAAAUGCUUCAGGCAAGUUAAGGUAUUGAAAGUACAUUUUCCCAAUGUCCACAGGGGUGUAUGGUGAUGUACAUCGAGUGAAGAUCAUGUUUAACAAAAAAGAAAAUGCUUUGGUUCAGAUGGCAGAUGCAACCCAAGCUCAACUAGCUAUGAGCCACUUGAAUGGGCAGAGACUUUAUGGGAAGGUGCUCCGUGCCACUCUUUCAAAGCAUCAGACUGUUCAGCUUCCUCGUGAGGGACAAGAGGACCAAGGUCUAACUAAGGACUACAGCAAUAGCCCUUUACAUCGCUUUAAGAAACCUGGCUCUAAGAACUUCCAAAAUAUCUUCCCUCCAUCUACUACUCUGCAUCUCUCCAACAUUCCUCCUUCAGUUACUGUUGAUGACCUGAAGAACCUUUUUGCAGAUACUGGAUGUACUGUGAAAGCCUUCAAAUUCUUCCAGAAAGAUCGCAAAAUGGCUCUCAUCCAGUUGGGCUCUGUGGAAGAAGCAAUCCAGGCUCUCAUUGAGCUUCAUAAUCAUGAUCUUGGGGAAAACCAUCACCUCAGAGUUUCUUUCUCCAAAUCUACAAUCUGACUUUUCUGUGACCUUUCCAAUUAAGACUGCACCACAGUUUCAGUAAAACCUUCAGACAGAGACUGAAACAACUUAGACCGACUCUGCCUCUUUAAAAAAA